This is a messenger RNA of Leptopilina heterotoma, 2793 nucleotides long. RefSeq names its product sphingomyelin phosphodiesterase 4. The record is from RefSeq and is a predicted model, not a curated record. The coding region runs from base 158 to 2515 and encodes 785 amino acids. Lineage: Eukaryota; Metazoa; Arthropoda; Insecta; Hymenoptera; Figitidae. The transcript is spliced from 14 exons. Gene Ontology annotation, biological process: glycerophospholipid catabolic process; sphingomyelin catabolic process; ceramide biosynthetic process. Gene Ontology annotation, molecular function: sphingomyelin phosphodiesterase D activity.
AUAUUUGCAUCGUGUGUGCCAUGAGUGUUUGUGUGUUUAAAAUUGUUUUCUUGCUUUUCUUAUAAAAAAAAUCUUUUUCUCUGUGUCUUUUAAUUUAUAAAUAUUGAAAUAAAAACAAGUGCAUAUUCUACAGAAGUUAAUAUAAAAGUAUGCAACAAUGACUACCUCAUCAGAUGUAACAGCGGUUCGAGUUCAAUCGUGUCUAAAUUUACCGCUUAUUACACGAUGCAGAGAACUCACAGUAUUAAUUGAAAAAUCAAGUACAGCUGAUCUACAACACGUCUUCCCUGUUUUAAUACAUUCACUAUUUGGAAUAAACGAUAAUGUCGGUUGGGGUUUACAUUCCAUUAAUGCAAAGAAAAAUCCUCAGGAAUAUGAUACACUUUGCUAUUUUCUUGGUCCAAUGGGACCAAUAUUUUCUCUAUGCUACAAAUUACUUCCAGACUGUUACUUGAAAUAUAAUUUUCCAGUCUCCUAUUUACCGGCGAAAAUACGUUUAAUGUUGGAGGAAGGGAUUAUACCUCCAUUUUACUUGGACAAAAUUAAAGAUGAUCAUAACUCACGAUUACUGUCGGAACUGACUAUGAAUCCCUUUGAGUAUUACAUUUUUCAUUUUGCCUAUCAUCUCACCAAUCCUUGGCUUCAACAACCGCAACAAGAAAAUGUUUGGACAAAUUGGGAAACCAUUUACGUUCAAUUGGCACACAAUUAUUUGAAUCAUUUUUUGCCAAGGGACAAUUCGGCAGUACUACCUAUAAUUGGUCCAUAUGUAAAGAAAACUCCACCUAGGAAACUGAUGCAAUCACCUGAAUCAAAAAGAUUACAAACACCACGAUUACUGAGAACUUCAAUACUAUCUCCAACUUCAACAAGUCCAGUUUCUGGUGUACCACAACAACAAUGUUUACCACAAGUUUGGAGAAGUGAAACUGUUGUUCAGGUUUGCCUUGAUUUCUGGUUGGAAUAUACUGAGGAAGAUCAGUAUUCCCCAAAUCUUGUUACUGGAACAACGAGUUCCCUUCCACGACGGCAAAGUAUACAUUCUGGAGAGCACAUUCGUCUUGUGCGUGCACUUUUAAAAACAUUACAUGAAUUUGCAAAUAGUGCAACUGGAGACAAAAGCGCCAUCGACGAAUUGAAGAGAGUGAUACUUCCAUCGGUUCAAGGAAAAAUUUAUCUCUUCUUAAAAAAAGCAAUCCAUCAUUGGCCGUUGGAUAGUUCGUUUCGAUUGAUAUUAGAAGCUUGGUUGAGUUUCAUUCAACCCUGGAGAUACGUAUCGGGUGUUAUGUACAGUGAAGAAGGGAAACUUGAGGAAGAAGAUAAAGGCAAAAUACACGAUCCAAGCAGAUGGAUGUCAUUUGUGGCGAAUAAUUUAUUAGCCUACACGGCGAUAUUCCAACAACUUCUUCCAAGAUUCAUGAGAAUAGAUUUGGUUGCACCUAAAAAUUCUCUGAUGCUAUUCCGCGUGACGAAAGUAUUUUCUCAACCUCAUCUAACAGAAAUGUUGUCUGACAUUGAAACUUGUAUGGAUGACGUAGCACUGAGUCGUGGUAGAUUAUCUAAUAAUAAUCAAUGGACCGCGGUGGUACGACAGCAAAUUCUCGAACUCGAAGGACCAUCACAUCAGUAUACUCCCAUGUUUUCAGUAUCAACGAAAAAUCAAGUCCUUGAUUUUUUGUAUGCUGUACGUCAAGCUCAAUUAACAGCAAUCGGUUUGCUGGAAGCUUUAGAGAAACAAAAAAGUGGGAGAAAAUUGCUUAUAUCAAUGUGGAAUUUUUUUAAUAGCGACAAUCAUUCUUCGGAUGAUGUAAGUUUGGAGGAGAGAAGAAAGGUUCCCGCUUAUUUAGCCUUUGCACAAGAAAGACUAAUUUAUAUAUUCAGACUAGAAGAAGAAGAAUUUCCUCCUGCGAAUUUAGUUGCCGAUCAAGAGUAUCAUGACACGAUACUUUCCACUUCAUUUAGUCAUCAAUCUCAAUUGGAUUCAAGUUUGGACUCUACUAGACCUGGUGUUUACGUUCCAAUUCAAGAUGGAAAACAAAAUUAUAGGUACGUCGAGUAUCUAGGGGAUCCGGAACUUCAACCUGUUCGCAGCAACGAGAUUACGAUUUUAGUCCGAGCAUUGUACAAAUUGUGCACGUUUUUAAAUAACAAGUAUCAGCACGAUUUAAUAAGAAUUUAUAGGAGAAACGAUUUUAUUGGUAGAAUCGCACAUCAAAUUAUUAAACCACCAACCUUAGUAGUCAAUUUACCGAAACGUACUACAAGUGGUUUUACUUCCGGUUCGGAAGUUCGAAUCCCCCCUAGAAUCAGUUUUCGCGUUAUGGCCAACUACCAUGUUUCAGGAAGCAUACUUAUUGGAAUGUUAUUCUUCUGGAUAUUAGGAUACAGUAUGCCGGUGAUAUUUGGUCUCUCUGUAAUUUCUUGGUUAUUUUACAUAUUGGCACGUGCAGUAUGCGAACCAUGGGUAACAAACAAUAAUACGACUACAAGACAAUCUUCGUUUACUCAUAACUGACGUUUUAAAAAAUUUCUAAACACUUAUCCAGGCAGACGAAGACCUUAGAAAUUGUUACUUUUGUAGAAUAUCCUUUUUUUGACUGAUUGGGGAGCCUGAGAUUGAUCUACAUAUACUUAAGAUUUGUUAUGUAAAAAUGUAAAAAAUCUAAUUUCUUUCAUCUCUAAAUUUUUUAUAACUAUUACUUCUAUGUUGAUAUACGAAAAAUGUAUGUACCUACGUUUUGGCAUUCACGCCGUGACAUCCUCAGGAAUUGAUAAUAAAUAAGUUUAAACGUA